AUGAUUCUCUCACGGCGGGCAGUCCCCCUGCUCGGCCUGUGCUUCUUCGCCGCCUUCUUCUUCACAGCCCGCCAACUCUCACAACCAUGGGGCAAGAUGGGGCAAGUCGUCGGCAUGGGGGACGUGAUCGGCCAGGGUGAUGACUUCGGCCAGGGAUCACGAUUUGGGAUGUCGUUGAACGGGACGUGGAAUCUCACGAUGGGGCGGCCGAAAGCCAAGGAACAGAAAACCCUCUUCGCGCCGCAUCCCCAUUUCGAGCCCGGCGUCCCCAAGCCGCCUGGCCAGGAAUACUCGAAGGUCAUCGUCGCGCCGCGCACGAAGUACGAGGAUACCUCCUGGAUGGAAGAAGAACUGCCCGAAUAUGGCACUGCGGUCUAUUGGGUCGACGAUCCCACCGCAGAGCUGCAUGUACCCAAGAAUAAAGGCCACGAGGUCAUGGUCUACCUCACCUAUAUCAUCGACAACUACGAUGACCUACCGGAUAUUGCGGUUUUCGUGCACGCGCACCAGAAUGCAUGGCACAAUGACCCCAUUUUCAAAGGCGAUGCCGUCGAGAUGCUGAAGCGACUCAACCCGGCACGCGUCAUCCGCGAGGGAUACAUGAAUACCCGCUGUGGGUUUGGGCCCGGCUGUCCGGACUGGAUGCAUCCCGGCGCAUUGGUCGAAGACGGCAACAAGCAGGAAGAGGUCCUCAUGGCCCGCGCAUGGGCUGAAAUCUUCCCGGAUGACCCGGUCCCCUCGGUGCUGUCGCAGCCGUGCUGUGCCCAGUUCGCCGUGUCCGGCGAACGCAUCCGCGCUAUUCCCCGAUCCCGUUUCAUCUUUUACCGAGACUGGCUGCUGCAAACAGAUUUCAGCGACUACAUCGCCGGCCGCGUGUGGGAGUACAUGUGGCAGUAUGUGUUCACGGGCAAGCCCGUCCUCUGUGUGGACGAACACAUCUGUAUGUGCGACGGCUACGGCUUCUGUUUCGGUAGCGACGAUGGAUUCCGCGCCUACCAGGACCUGGAAAAAGAGGUAGCGGGCCUCGCAGACCGGGUGAUGAACUUGGAAUUCUUGCAAAACGAGUUCGAUAUCGCGGAGGAAAACCACGACCUCGAUGACUCCAUGCCCGUGGACCCCCCGGAGACUCAAGAGCCGGGUGUAUACAGACUCCACGAGAAGAAGCAGAAAGAGCUCAACGAUAUGUGGAAUGCAGCUAUCGAGCGUGGCAAGAAUCCCAAAUACCGUGCCCUGGAGGCCGGUCGGCCGUGGAAGGAGGGCGAUGGCUUCUAA
Penicillium lagena is the source of this 1272-nucleotide messenger RNA. RefSeq names its product DUF3431 domain-containing protein. NCBI's taxonomy places the organism in Eukaryota, Fungi, Ascomycota, Eurotiomycetes, Eurotiales, Aspergillaceae. The transcript has a single exon. Bases 1 to 1272 code for a protein of 423 amino acids. The record is from RefSeq and is a predicted model, not a curated record.